Molecule: messenger RNA, 493 nt
Organism: Boeremia exigua
Lineage: Eukaryota; Fungi; Ascomycota; Dothideomycetes; Pleosporales; Didymellaceae
Exons: 1
Coding region: 224-472 (82 amino acids)
Source: RefSeq, a predicted model, not a curated record
GCGCUCCACGCCCAAGGGCUGGUUGUAGCGGCACGCGGCUGCGCGGGUGCGCCGCGGCGCGCGGGUGCGUUGCCGCUGUACAGUAUUGAGAGGGUCGGGCAGGGGCGUUCCGGUUUCAGAUGGGUUUGGGGCGUAUCAGGACGGGGGCGUGUUUCGGGCGUGGGUGUGACGUGGCGGGCGUUGCUUGUGGGAUUGCUUGGGGCAAGGGUGCGCCCGCGUCUCGAUGACUAUGCUCCUGGCUCGACGCCGGUGGUGCCGGUGGGGCUCGCCGCUGCUGUUGCUGGCGAUGAGAGGCGCUGCUGGGUAUACCUCACCCUUCUUCACGUCACCCGCUAUUGUACAGCGCUAUGGACGCGCCGCGCCGUGCUGUGCUGUGCUGUGCUGCGCACACGCUCUUUUGCUUUCGACUCACGACGCAAUGCUUUCUUACAUACGUAUUCCCCUUUUCUUUACCGUAGCUAGCGCACCGUAGAGUGUAUGCAUACCUUUCAUG